AUGGGAGGAAGCAGAACGUGGGGGCAGCGGGAGGAAGAAGAACAGAUUUUGGAUUUGUCGUCCGAGCUUCAAUUAGGACGUAAAAUACCAUUUUGGAAAGGGAACGAUGCCACGAGUCAAACUCACUACUUUGUUGUGAUGUAUGAUGGAUUUUGGCAUCCUGAGGAACCACCACCACCGGCUAAUAAUCCUCGUAAUCGUAAUCGUAAUUACGAAAAUUUUGGCGAUUAUCGAAUUAAAGCCGAAAUCCCUAACUUUUGGGGAAAUCUGAAGAUUGAAGACUCCUUGGAUUGGCUUGUAGAAGUAGAGAGGUUUUUCGAUAUUAUGGAGGUUCCUGAGCAUAAAAUGGUGAAGAUGGUAGCUUUCCGUCUAAAAGCUACAGCAGCUGUAUGGUGGGAUCAAUUGCAAAAUUCUCAGCAGAGGCAAGGAAAGCAGCGGGUUCGUACAUGGCAGAAGAUGAAGCCGCUUAUGAUGGAACGAUUCUUGCCCACAGAUUAUGAGCAGAUUCUAUACCGUAUGUAUCUAGGUUGUGCGCAAGGCAAUCAUUCUAUUUCUGAAUAUACCGAAGAAUUCAUGCGUUUGGCAGAGCGAAACCAUUUGACCGAGACUGACAAUCAAAAGGUUGCGAGGUAUAACAAUGGGCUGAAGAUUUCCAUACAAGAAAAAAUUGGUAUGCAGAAUAUUUGGACUUUGCAGGAGGCAAUUAACAUGGCGUUGAAAGCUGAACUGUUGGAGAAGGAGAAGCGCCAAACCAACUUCCGCAGGAACACGACGGAAGCCUCUGAAUAUGCUACUAGUGCUUCUAGUGGCUCAGGAGAUAAGGGGAAAGUGCAGCAGCAGAAUCCUAGAGGAUCGCCAAAACCAACAACAGUUGUCCAAAACAAAAACUUCAACGAAGGCAGCAACCGGACUUUCAACAGAGGGCAGUCCCUACACCAGUCCCAGAAUCCGUAUGCUAAGCCCAUGACGGACAUAUGUUACCGUUGCCAAAAACCAGGGCAUCGUUCUAAUGUUUGUCCAGAGCGAAGGCAGGCUAACUUUAUCGAAGAAGUCGAUGAUGAUGAGGAAAGAGAUGAAGUCGGGGAAGAUGAUUAUGCAGGGGCUGAAUUUGCAAUUGAGGAAGGAAUGGAGAGGAUUACCUUGGUUUUGCAGAGAGUUCUUUUGGCACCAAAGGAGGAAGGGCAGCGUCAUAGUAUUUUUCGUUCCCUCUGCUCAAUCAAAAACAAGGUAUGUGAUGUAAUUGUCGACAAUGGAAGUUGCGAGAAUUUCGUGUCAAAGAAAUUGGUGGAGUAUUUGCAGUUAUCAACGGAGCCACAUGUCAGCCCUUACUCACUAGGUUGGGUUACAAAAGGCCCUUCGGUUCGUGUUGUUGUGACUUGCCAUGUGCCACUGUCCAUUGGUAAGCAUUACAGAGAUGAUGUAUUAUGUGAUGUUAUUGACAUGGAUGCAUGCCAUAUUUUAUUAGGGCGACCUUGGCAAUUUGAUGUGGAUGCGACUUUCAAGGGACGAGAUAAUGUAAUUCUGUUUUCUUGGAACAACCGCAAAAUUGCAAUGGCAACUACAAAGCCCUCAAAACAAUCUGUUGAGCCCAAGACAAGGAGUUCUAGUUUCCUAACCCUAAUUAGCAGCGAGCAGGAGUUGAACGAGGCUGUCAAAGAAGCGGAGUAUUUUUGUCCCUUAGUGUUGAAGGGGUUGUUGCAGCUUGGCAGAGGAGAAAGUGACAUUCCACAAGACGUGCAGCAGAUUUUGUCACAAUUUCAGGAACUACUUUAUGAGAAGCUGCCAAACGAGCUACCACCUAUGCGGGACAUACAACACCGAAUUGACUUGGUGCUUGGAGCUAGCCUUCCGAAUCUGCCUCAUUAUCGGAUGAGCCCCAAGGAGAAUGAUAUCCUAAGAGAGCAGAUUGAAGAAUUACUGCAGAAGGGAUUUAUCAGGGAGAGCUUGAGUCCUUGCGCAGUUCCAGUUUUGUUGGUUCCAAAGAAAGACAAAACUUGGCGAAUGUGUGUUGAUAGCCGAGCAAUCAACAAGAUAACAGUCAAGUACAGGUUUCCCAUUCCACGGUUGGAGGAUAUGCUGGAUGUUCUUGGCGGCUCAAGGGUGUUUUCCAAGAUAGAUUUGCGAAGCGGUUACCACCAGAUUCGCAUCAGACCUGGCGACGAAUGGAAAACAGCGUUCAAGAGCAAGGACGGAUUAUUUGAAUGGUUGGUGAUGCCAUUCGGAUUGUCAAAUGCGCCUAGCACUUUCAUGAGACUCAUGAAUCAGGUAGAUGACGAGAAGAUCAAGGCAAUCCUUGACUGGCCAGCUCCAAAGACAGUCUCUGAAGUUCGAAGCUUCCAUGGUUUGGCCACCUUUUACAGAAGAUUUGUGAAGCAUUUUAGCUCCAUUGCUGCACCUAUCAUAGAGUGUUUGAAGAAGGGCCGGUUCAGCUGGGGAGAGGAGCAAGAGAGAAGCUUUGCAGAUAUAAAAGAAAAGCUUUGCACCGCGCCGGUUCUAGCUCUUCCAAACUUUGAGAAAGUAUUCGAAGUUGAAUGUGAUGCCAGUGGCGUGGGAGUCGGAGCUGUGCUUUCACAAGACAAGCGGCCAGUUGCGUUCUUUUCUGAAAAGCUGAGCGAUGCACGUCAAAAGUGGAGUACUUAUGACCAAGAGUUCUAUGCGGUUGUUCGAGCUUUGAAGCAAUGGGAGUACUAUCUUAUCCAGAAGGAAUUUGUUUUGUUUACAGAUCAUCAAGUGUUGAAGUAUAUUAACAGCCAGAAAAAUAUUGAUAAAAUGCAUGCUAGAUGGGUGACUUUUUUGCAGAAAUUCUCAUUCGUUAUCAAGCAUACUUCCGGCAAGACAAAUCGUGUGGCGGAUGCGCUGAGUAGAAGAGCUUCAUUGUUAGUCACGCUGACUCAAGAAGUUGUGGGGUUUGAAUGUCUGAAUGACUUAUAUGAGGGUGACGAUGAUUUCCAGGAAAUUUGGACUAAGUGCACCAAUCAUGAGCCAAUGACAGAAUACUUUCUUAAUGAAGGUUAUUUGUUCAAAGGAAACCAGUUGUGUAUUCCAGUUUCCUCUUUAAGGGAGAAGCUUAUUCGGGACUUGCAUGGUGGAGGAUUGAGUGGCCACCUAGGCCGUGAUAAAACAAUUGCAGGAAUGGAGGAGAGAUUUUACUGGCCAUAG
Molecule: messenger RNA, 3159 nt
Organism: Prunus armeniaca (apricot)
Lineage: Eukaryota; Viridiplantae; Streptophyta; Magnoliopsida; Rosales; Rosaceae
Source: the annotation of a GenBank genome assembly